UAUGAUAUGAAUUUAAUUAAAAUAACUCAGUUUGAAGAACUACCCUGUAACUAUGCUGGAGAAGAUUCGGAGAAUGAACAGAGUUGCAGAAGAAACAGCGCGCCUCACCAGAUUGUCUCUUGAUGCCCCAAAAUACGUAGAGGUGGCAUUUGCCAAUGGUAGAGUGUUCAAUCUAUCAGCUGAAUUUCUCAGAAUAAAUAGUCCUGCGGCUGAUGGAAAGAUUAGGUCAAUUGGAGGUGAAAAGGUGAUAUCUGGGAGGCGCCAUGUGGGAAUCAUGUCUGCAGAACCAGUGGGAAACUAUGGGGUGAGGCUAAAUUUUGAUGACUUGCAUAAGACUGGUAUUUAUUCCUGGGAUUAUUUCUAUCAUCUAGGAAGCAACAAGUUUACCCUUAUGAGAAAUUACAUUAAGACAUUGAAGAAAUAUGGGCUAAGUCGGGAUCCACGAGGAAGGAAAUGAUGAAGACUUCAGUUUUAUCACCCAAAUAUAGUUUGAGAUUUGGUGGCAGUUGUUAUUUAUCAACAUGACACUGAUAGCUUCAUUUGUUGAAAAUGAAACCCGCAAUGUUGAAGAUUUGGAGUUUAAUAAAAUGUGAAUUGUGGGCAUCGAUACAGAGGGGGAAUCAAGUAAUGUUUUGCAUCCUUUCUGUUUCUUCCUUUUUGAGGAAAGGAUCAUCUAAUUAUCAGCAAAGGUACUUCUGUAUUCUCUAAAGAGUUAUUGAUUUCUGUUUGGAUCAUGUUGUAUUUUAAUUAUUAUACAUUUUUUUUUACAAUAUUUUGUAAGCCCUAUUCAUGUAUUAGAAUUUUUAAUAUUUUAAAUUCUUUUACUUAGAUGCAAAAUUGCUCUGAAAAUGUUAUGGCAAAACCCUUGUUGUUUUCUUG
This is a messenger RNA of Cajanus cajan (pigeon pea), 879 nucleotides long. RefSeq lists its product as uncharacterized. The record is from RefSeq and is a predicted model, not a curated record. Lineage: Eukaryota; Viridiplantae; Streptophyta; Magnoliopsida; Fabales; Fabaceae.